This is a messenger RNA of Ahaetulla prasina, 2486 nucleotides long. It is a transcript of the gene CNOT6, whose product is annotated as CCR4-NOT transcription complex subunit 6. Gene Ontology annotation, biological process: nuclear-transcribed mRNA poly(A) tail shortening. Gene Ontology annotation, molecular function: protein binding; poly(A)-specific ribonuclease activity. Bases 156 to 1829 code for a protein of 557 amino acids. The record is from RefSeq and is a predicted model, not a curated record. NCBI's taxonomy places the organism in Eukaryota, Metazoa, Chordata, Lepidosauria, Squamata, Colubridae. The transcript is spliced from 12 exons. Gene Ontology annotation, cellular component: nucleus; CCR4-NOT complex; cytoplasm.
UGUUUGCUUUCAAUGAGUGUGAGAAGGAGGCGGAGGAGGAAAAGGAGGAGGAGGCGAAGAAGGAGGCGGGGGGAGCCAGUUCUCCUGUCCGGCCCGCGGCAGGAAACAAAGAGCCAGGCCGGCAGCUCAGAGACGGGGAUGCUGCAGUUACAGGAAUGCCCAAAGAAAAGUACGAACCACCUGAUCCACGAAGGAUGUACACAAUUAUGUCCUCAGAAGAAGCAGCCAAUGGGAAAAAAUCACACUGGGCAGAGUUGGAAAUAAGCGGGAAAGUCAGAAGCCUGAGUUCAUCCUUAUGGUCACUGACCCACUUGACAGCUUUGCAUCUCAGUGACAAUUCCUUAUCCCGUAUUCCUUCAGAUAUUGCCAAGCUUCAUAACCUGAUUUAUUUGGAUCUGUCAUCUAAUAAGAUUCGUAGUUUACCAGCUGAGCUCGGAAACAUGGUGUCACUCAGGGAACUCCAUUUAAAUAACAACCUGUUACGAGUUCUACCAUUUGAGCUGGGAAAACUGUUCCAAUUACAGACCUUGGGUUUGAAAGGAAACCCACUUACACAGGACAUUCUGAAUCUUUAUCAGGAACCAGAUGGAACAAGAAGGCUACUGAAUUAUUUGCUUGAUAAUCUGGCAGGUACUGCAAAAAGAAUUUCAACAGAACAGCCUCCUCCCAGAUCUUGGAUUAUGCUACAAGAACCAGAUAGGGCAAGACCAACAGCUCUGUUCUCUGUCAUGUGUUACAAUGUUCUGUGUGAUAAAUAUGCUACUCGGCAGCUAUAUGGAUAUUGCCCAUCAUGGGCACUGAACUGGGAAUACAGGAAAAAAGCUAUAAUGCAGGAAAUUUUGAGUUGUAAUGCUGACAUCAUAAGUCUUCAGGAGGUUGAAACUGAGCAGUACUACAGUUUUUUCCUAGCAGAAUUGAAAGAACGUGGGUACAAUGGAUUCUUUAGUCCAAAAUCCAGAGCUAGGACAAUGUCUGAACAAGAAAGAAAGCAUGUUGAUGGUUGUGCAAUAUUUUUUAAGACAGAAAAGUUCACCUUGGUUCAAAAACAUACUGUUGAAUUUAACCAAUUGGCUAUGGCAAACUCCGAAGGAUCUGAAGCAAUGCUGAACAGAGUCAUGACAAAAGACAACAUUGGGGUUGCUGUGCUGUUAGAACUGCGAAAGGAGUUAAUAGAAAUGUCAUCUGGAAAGCCACACUCUGUAAUGGAUAAACAGCUAAUUCUGGUAGCAAAUGCACACAUGCACUGGGACCCAGAUUAUUCUGAUGUGAAGUUGGUUCAGACAAUGAUGUUCCUUUCUGAAGUAAAGAACAUAAUUGACAAAGCCUCGCGGAAUCUCAGGCCUAGUGCUUCGGGGGAAUAUGCAACAAUUCCACUUGUACUGUGUGCAGAUUUGAAUUCCUUGCCAGAUUCUGGUGUGGUUGAAUAUUUGAGCACUGGUGGCGUAGAAACAAAUCAUAAGGAUUUCAAGGAACUGAGAUAUAACGAAAGUCUCACUAACUUCAGUUAUAAUGGGAAAAAUGGAACUACCAAUGGAAGGAUUACUCAUGGUUUCAAGUUGAAGAGUGCCUAUGAGAAUGGUUUAAUGCCUUACACAAAUUACACAUUUGAUUUCAAGGGUAUUAUUGAUUACAUCUUCUAUUCUAAACCUCAGCUGAAUAUUCUUGGCAUCUUAGGACCUUUGGAUCAUCAUUGGCUAAUAGAGAACAAUAUAAGUGGCUGUCCACACCCGCUCAUUCCUUCUGACCACUUCUCACUUUUUGCACAACUGGAGCUGGUGCUGCCUUUCCUGCCCCCGGUAAAUGGAAUCCAUCUGCCUAGCAGGAGGUAGUCAAGUACAUUUUAGAGGACAACCUCGAUGUAAUUUGUAAAAUUGUAAAAUCUGAAUAUAGAGGAGUGAGGUAUGGCCAACAGGGAUCUUUCUUAAUGAUCUUAAUUUUAAAUCUAAUAAUUUGUUAAAGAAAUAGUAAAAGCCAGGUGCUAUCAGACACACAAUUCUGAGCCCAACAUGCUUUAUAUACUGUUAGACAGGGAUUGGUGCAUGGGCACCUUUCUUAGAUUUGUUACCAAUAAUCUGUUUGUUUUAUCCAAUGUAAUAUUUCAUGCCUUGAAAACAGGGAAUUACUAUAAUAAAUUCUCUUUUGCACAGAUAUCUGUAGCACUACUUUUUGAGGCCAGUAGUUAAAAAUCAAAAGACCAUUCUUCCAUACUUCACUCCCUUCUUUUUCAGACUUGUUUGUUUGUAAAAUAUAGAAUUUGAAUUUAGCCUUUAUUGAUUGUAUAUGAACAACAGAAAACCUGAUUUAUGAGAUUUUGUACUUUAAAAAAAAUCAGAUUUGGAAAAUGAUUGUAUUGUAAACUAAGGCUAAAUUUUUAUCUGUUUCAUGUGUUAUAAAGGCCAGCUUGUAAAAGAAGUUGCACCAGAUUUUCUCUGCUAAUGAUUUGCACUGUUAGGGCUUUUAGCCCAUAUGUACUACUUCAUUUUUUU